Marmota monax (woodchuck) is the source of this 1165-nucleotide messenger RNA. RefSeq names its product olfactory receptor 8B3. The record is from RefSeq and is a predicted model, not a curated record. Gene Ontology annotation, cellular component: membrane. Gene Ontology annotation, molecular function: G protein-coupled receptor activity; odorant binding; olfactory receptor activity. The transcript has a single exon. Gene Ontology annotation, biological process: sensory perception of smell; G protein-coupled receptor signaling pathway. Lineage: Eukaryota; Metazoa; Chordata; Mammalia; Rodentia; Sciuridae. The coding region runs from base 10 to 954 and encodes 314 amino acids.
ACAAAGAGAAUGCUGACCGGAAAUGACUCCCUGGUGACUGAGUUUGUUCUGGCUGGAUUAACAGAUCUUCAGGAGAUUCAGCUUCCCCUCUUUCACCUGUUCCUAAUGAUCUACAUUGUCACCAUCCUGGGCAACUUUGGCUUGCUCACACUUAUUGGUCUCAACUCUCACUUGCACACCCCUAUGUACUACUUCCUCUUCAACCUGUCCUUCAUUGAUCUCUGUUACUCUUCUGUUUUCAGCCCCAAAAUGUUGAUGAACUUUGUCUCCAAGAGGAAUGCCAUCUCCUAUGUGGGGUGCAUGACUCAGCUGUUCUUCUUUCUCUUUUUUGUCAUCUCCGAGUGCUACAUGUUGACCUCAAUGGCCUAUGAUCGUUAUGUGGCCAUCUGUAACCCAUUGCUGUAUAGGGUCACCAUGUCCCAGCAGGUCUGUUCUUCAUUGUCUCUUGCUGCCUAUGUGAUGGGAUUUGUUGGAGCCACUGCCCACACGGGCUGCAUGCUUAGACUGACCUUCUGCAAUGCCAGUGUCAUCAACCAUUACUUGUGUGACAUACUCCCCCUCCUCCAACUUUCUUGCACCAGCACCUAUGUCAAUGAAGUAGUCGUUCUUGUUGUGGUGGGCAUUAAUAUCACAGUCCCCAGCUUUACCAUAUUGACUUCUUACAUUUUCAUUCUUACCAGCAUUCUUCACAUCAAAUCCACUCAUGGAAGAUCAAAAGCCUUCAGUACCUGCAGCUCUCACAUCAUUGCUAUUUCUCUCUUUUUUGGAUCAGCUGCAUUCAUGUAUCUUAAAUAUUCUUCUGGGUCUAUGGACCAGGGAAAAAUAUUUUCUGUUUUCUACACUAAUGUGGUUCCCAUGCUCAAUCCUCUCAUAUACAGUUUGAGGAACAAGGAUGUCAAAAUUGCACUGAGGAAUGCUGGGAUUAAAAUUCAGAGCAGAGGCUUAUUAUUCUAAUUAGAAGCAAUAAUCAUGUCCAUAAAUUGAAAGGCAUUAAGUUUUUAUUGGUGACUUCUGUUGAUAGUCUUAUGCGUGGUUCAGUAGAGUUGUCUUACCACCUCUCUUACAGCUAAUCUAAUCUCAUUUUUCUUUAUCUCUGGCACUUUUCACAAUUUUCAAAAUAACUAAAGGCAUGGUCUUAAAGCAACAUAUGCACUGAAGUUUUUCA